CUUUCCAGGUAAGAUCCAAUGGGAGAGAGUUCCCAGGGCCUUCGGGGUAUCCGUGCUGCUUGGGAGGUUGAGGGAGGGGGCAUGAAAUCAAAAAGAAAAAGGAAAUAUGUGUCAAACUGGAUUUGGUGUUUUCCAGGUUUCUUGCCAUAAUGUAAGAACUGUCUGUGUGGGCUGGGAGGGUGCUGUGUGAUUUGAAGGAGAUCUUUCCCAGAACACCUGGCCUUCUCUGCCUCUGCCAAACGUCACAGCCUUUGGGUUGGACUGGUCAGCACUGCUUGGGAUUGUGCAGAAGAGGUUUGGGGUUGCAUCAAGUGGCACCUGUGGCGAACAGAAUCUGAGGGACACACUCCCUCACAGGCACUUACUUGAACCUGGAGACACAGUUCUCCUGGUGUGUGCCCAGGGGUGCAGGAGAAAUUCACGGUCAUCCUCUGAACUUUUAGGACUUUAAAAAGCACUCAUGUUUCCAUCUCGCUGUUGACUCCUGGCUUAAAGGGAGCUCCCGGGGUGAGUGAUGGAGGCGGGAUCGGACCCUGGCAGUCUGACGGCAACACCUGUGUUCCUCUGCACUGGGCCUUGGACAACAUUACACACCUUGGUUUGAAAAAUGCGCCCAGCUGAGCAACACGGGACUGACACAUUGAAGGAGCAGCUGCAGGACACACCCAAGAAGCCUCCUGGAGGACUCGGGGGGCAUUUACGGCUGGAGGCUUCAUCUAUGGCUGGCGUUUUCAUCUAUGGCUGGCGGUUUCAUCUAUGGCUGGCAUUUUCAUCUAUGGCUGCGGGCUUUAUCCAUGGGCUGGAGACUUUAUCCACUACUGGGAGCUUCAUCUAUGUCUGGAGACUUCAUCUAUGGCUGGUGUUUUCAUCUAUGGCUGCGGGCUUUAUCCAUGGGCUGGAGACUUUAUCCACUACUGGGGGCUUCAUCUAUGUCUGGGGGCUUCAUCUAUGGCUGGAGGCUUCAUCUAUGCCUGCGUGCUUUAUCCAUGGGCUGGAGACUUUAUCCACUACUGGGGGCUUCAUCUAUGGCUGGCGGUUCAUCUAUGGCUGGGGGUUCAUCUAUGGCUGGAGGCUUCAUCUAUGGCUGGAGGCUUCAUCUAUGGCUGCGGGCUUUAUCCAUGGGCUGGAGACUUUAUCCACUACUGGGGGCUUCAUCUAUGGCUGGGGGUUCAUCUAUAGCUGGAGACUUCAUCUAUGGCUGGCGGCUUCAUCUAUGGCUGCGGGCUUUAUCCAUGGACUGUGGGCUUCAUUCACGGCUGGGGGCUUUAUCUAUGGGCUGGAGACUUUAUCCACCACUGGGGGCUUCAUCUAUGGCUGGGGGCUUCCUCCACGGGCUGGGGGGCCUCAUCCAUGGCUGGUUUGCCCGAUCUCUUUCUGAGCCACAGAAACAGAUUAUUAAACAGAUAAUUUUAUUGAGUUCCACUUUUAUAGUUUUUUAAAUACUUUUUGUUUCAAAAGUUUUGUUGAUAAUUGUAUGAAAUAACUAAACCUGAAUUACCCCUUUUAAUUAUUUCCUUGUGUCAAUAUAGAAAGAGUGGAUUUAAGGAAACACUGAGAUGCCCGUCUGUGUUUGUGAACAGGCGUGUUGGGUCUAAAGCCUUUAUCUGGUAGCUUUCCAGAAGAUCGCCCCGCCUUACACUUGCUUUCUGCGGGUCCCAGAGGCUUCCAUUUGAAAGGAGCCUGUCUCCCUACUCUGCCUCACCCUACACCAGCUCACCUGCAAUCCACUGACUUUGUAAACACUUUCUUCCACCGUCACCUCAUUGAAUUCAGAACUUUGGAAAAUAAAAAUUCUAAAAACGUGGGAGUGGAUAUGAUCUGGAAAUACCUGCUGUAAUAUUUUUAAUGGAAUCUACUGGAAACUAUUAGUUUAUGUUUUAAAUAAAACCAUCCCUUAGCAUUAGAA
Molecule: messenger RNA, 1906 nt
Organism: Macaca mulatta (Rhesus monkey)
Lineage: Eukaryota; Metazoa; Chordata; Mammalia; Primates; Cercopithecidae
Source: RefSeq, a predicted model, not a curated record